Closterium sp. NIES-65 is the source of this 1260-nucleotide messenger RNA. NCBI's taxonomy places the organism in Eukaryota, Viridiplantae, Streptophyta, Zygnematophyceae, Desmidiales, Closteriaceae. The record is from the annotation of a GenBank genome assembly.
AUGAGCUGCGGUUCCGCGACCACUCUUGACUUCCCGGCCUUCCCUUCCGCAUUCCCUUCUGCAGAAUUCACUCUUGAGUUUCCCGCCUUCUCUUCCGCGUUCCAUUGUCCUUUCCCUUCCUCCUUCCCUUCCGCGGAAGGGGUUGGUGCCAUCCCUUGCGAGUACCCUUCCGUCUCCGCGUCUCCUUUCGCUGGAGGUGACCCCAGCGAAACCCAACUGUCUGUUGCCGCGCAAGUCAGCGCAAACGGCGGAGAUCCGUUUCCCAGCGAGUUUAUCAGCCGUUUCCCAGCAGUUGGUGACGGCGGAGCCGCCAGUGGUACCACGACAGCCAACGUGGCGCUUGAGGAUUGGUGCAACGAGGUAGCGGCAUCAAUGGUUCAAACGGCGGCUCCAAGGGUGCUGGGCCGGAAGCAGCGGCAGCGGCUGAUGAGGCAGUGCAUCUGUGCUUUCCUUCCCUUUCCGCCCAGCCUCGUGCCUCUUGCCUUUCCAACAGGGCAGAGUGCUGCUGACGUGGCAGUCACAGAGGAACUCAACGGCCACAUCGACAUCUUUCGGAUAAAGAAGGAAACACAGGUGAUGGGGCUCAGCUUUCUUCCCUCUUGCUUCUUCCCACCCCACCCCUCUCCCCUCCUCCCCUCUUCCCCCCCCCUCCUCCAGCACGUGCACGUGGCAAUGGAGCUCUGUGAGGGGGGAGACCUGUUUGACCGCGUUGCCUCGCACGGAAGGCUCUCCGAACCUUCUGCAGCGCGCAUCUUCCGAUCGCUCAUGCUGGCCUUGCAGCACUGCCACUCGCACACCAUCGUGCACCGCGACGUCAAACCCGAAAUCAUCCUUCUAUCGAAUCGCGCUAUUAACAAGGAUAAUGUUAAUGGCUCAGCAGAAGCAAGGGAGGUGCAAGUGGGGGAGGUGCAAGCAGGGGAGGUGCAAGUGGGGGAGGUGCAAGCAGGGGAGGUGCAAGUGGGGGAGGUGCAAGCAGGGGAGGUGCAAGCAAGGGAGGCGCAAGUGGGGGAGGUGCAAGUGGGGGAGGCAAAAGUGGGGGAGGUGAAAGUGGGGGAGGCGAAAGUGGGGGAGGCGAAAGUGGGGGAGGCGAAAGUGGGGGAGGCGAAAGUGGGGGAGACGAAAAUGGGGGAGGUACGAGCGGGGGAGCUGAUGAUGCGGCCAGUGGAGGACUUUCGGUCGCGAGCGUGCUUGAGGGUGUUCCAGACUCCCAGGGGCCAUGUUCAAGAAGUGUACCCUGGACCCAAAACUCUGAAGUGUUAA